UAAAAAAAGGUUUAAAAGUAGGACAUUCGUUUGAAGGACAUAACUUCAUUGCCGUGUGAAACUUAGUCAUAACAAGUAUAGGGACAUAGUGGUACUUAUUCAGAUAGAAGCGGCCAAGAAAUACGAACGUAGGCAAAAUGGUCGUGUUCAGUGUGAAUAACUGUGUUCUUUUGGCGAUUUUUUCUGUUUCCUGCUUUGCAGAACAGACUGUCAAUAUUGAUUUACGAAACAUUGGAUUACCUGUGUACAUAUCAAAAGAGAACACAAAUGAAACAUUACUGUUUGAAGAUUUCCUAAAAUAUGCUCAUGGGAAAUACAGUUCCUUAAGUUUGCUUAAAAUGGAACAGUUUGAAAUUGACCCUACUUUAACUGAAGUGACUGGACAUUGCCAGUCUGACAUCACAUUUUUAAGAUCAAAUACUAACGAUUCGCUUGUGACAACUUCAUUCUAUAAAUAUAUCGAUGCUACUGCUAAAAUACCGCAGGGGAUUCUACAAGGAAAAUGGAAUUGGGUGGGGGACUACCAGGAAUGCUACGAUAUUGACCGGCUUCGUAAUCCAAACACUAACAAAUCAUUCGGUGGAAAAUACUUCUCUGCUGGAAUAGUCAUCAAUGGAAAACCCGUGCUGAUGAAUACAUUUCCUUUAGUUGUCGGUGUAUGCUUACCUAGCUCCUGUAACAAGACUGACGUGGUAACGUUGUUAAAUCAACUGAUUGCAUUCAUUAAAAAAGAAAUUGCUCCAGUUUUUCCUAUCAAACAGGAUAUUACCGUUUAUGAAAGUAUAUCCGAUGGGCCAAAGGAUCUAGGCAAAGACGCCAUUGUCAUGCUUGUUAUAAUUGGAUUAUUAUGCUUCAUUGUAUUUGUGUCAACUUUGGUUGACUACCUGUGUUCUUUAUCAGAUAAGGAAAUGGAAACUCUUGUCAAAGACGACUCUGCUUUCGACGAUAGUCAUGAUGAUGAUAGGACAGGACUUCUGAAUAGUGAACUCUUCUCUCACAGUAUCCAAGAAGGCAGAUGUCCUCAAACAAAGCGAAAACUAUUAAAGGUUUGCCGGGUGUUCUCAGUAUUAAGUAAUGGGAAGAAAUUGUUUGGGACUGCAACAGCAGUUGGGCCAUUGGCUUGCUUGAAUGGUAUCCGGGUAUUGAGCAUGUGGUGGGUUAUUCUGGGGCACACAUAUGCUUUUAUAUUUGCUGUUCUCGACAAUAUUGCUGAAGCUGAGAAACUUAUUCAAAGAUUUUCUUUCCAGCCAAUUAUGAAUGGUACUUACUCAGUGGACAGUUUCUUUUUUCUCAGUGGUCUUCUCGUUGCUUAUUUGGCGUUAAAGGAAAUCAAAGAGAAAGGUAAAUUAAGUUGGCCUUACUAUUUCAUCCACAGAUACUGGCGUCUGACGCCUCUCUAUGCCUUUGUAUUGUUCUACUAUGCCUAUGUAUUUAGCAGCACAAUAUCAGGCCCGCUGCUGUUCUUCCUUGAAGCAGGAAAUUAUCAGAAUACAUUUGAUGUUUGCAAAACUUACUGGUGGACAAACCUUCUCUACAUAAAUAACAUGUACCCCAAUUAUGGAAAUCUAGCCACAACAUGUGUUGGGUGGAGUUGGUACCUCGCAAAUGACAUGCAGUUUUAUAUAGUUUUUGGACCAAUCGUAAUUUUGGCAUUGUCUUACAAAGGAAGAGUAAAACACCUUGGUGUCAUUUUGACUAUUUCUCUCAUUUUUGUUGGCGUUGUAGUAAGAGGCAUUUUGGUAUGGUACUAUGGCAUAUACGGAGGCGCCAAUGGGGCUGCAACAAAGCACAAAGAUGAUCCAUGGGGUGAAAACGGUCCACUUUAUGGCAGACCGUAUGCAAGAUAUUCUGUUUAUCUUGUCGGUAUGCUAACAGGAUACGUGCUUUCUAUUAACAACAAUCGCAUACGACUCCCUAAGAUUACAGCAUUGUUUGGUUGGUGUGUUGCUAUAGCAACUGGAUUAGCUGUCAUUUAUGGCCAGUUUUAUUAUAACCGUCACACUGGUACACACAUGACCUUAGUACAAAGUAUAUUUUACAAUUCUCUCGGAAGAACAGCUUGGGGCAUGUGUUUAGCUUGGGUCGUAAUUGCUUGUGUUUCUGGUAAUGGUGGACCCGUGAAGGAUAUCCUUUCAUGGCAGGUUUGGGCACCACUUGGGCGUCUGACCUACGCAGCUUACCUUGUGCACCCAAUUAUUAUGUACACAUACUACUUCAAUAUGCGACAACCUUUACAUUUCUCUGACAUGACGAUGGUGUACUUAUUUAUUUCACAUUUAGUUGUCUCUUAUGUGGUGGCCUUCUCGGUCUCGAUGUUGGUCGAGGCACCUAUGAUACAGCUGGAGAAACUAUUACUACAGCCGAUAGGUACAUUUGCAAAUACUUGCAUUGCUGCACCUUGUGGGCAGCUUCUUGGGAAAAUAAGAACCCGUUUCAAUCGUGGCUCUUGAGUCGCGCCUUUCAUCUAAAGUCUCUGUUUUGAAUUGAUCUAAUAUGAUAAGACUGCACGUUUGUAACGUCACUUUUUCAUUGGAUAAUAGUUUUAUAUACACGUAUGAAGAAAUCUUACCUUUUCUGAGUUUUCUCUAAAUGCUUAUAAUAUACAUGUAUUCUUGAUAAGUACUUUGAUUGUUAAGUAAAGGUGACCUUGUUACGGAAAAUGCCUCUUGAGUUACACUGCCACACAGACUUAUAAAAUUUGCAUGAACAAUGUUUGUAUAGCAAGAUCUGUCGGGGAAUAAAAUCUUUAUUUGUAAUAGAUCUGUGUGCUGUUUUUUUGGUGGGUUGGGGUUAGAGGUUUAUCUUUGUCAUUAUUUCAGCUAGAAGUGAUUGUUAAAAAAUAAGCAUUGAUCUAUUUAAAUUGUUACGAAGUUGUUGAUUUUUGUUUCUAUGAUCCCCAUAACACACACUUAUAUAGAUAUAAAUAUUAUAAUAUACAUUUGUACUUAUUUUGUUUGAUCUUUUAUUUUUAUGAUUUCAUUAUAUUUUGAUAAUGUUAUUUUCUCUUUGUUUAAUUAUGUUUUUUGCUAUCUGUAUAAAUGACAAGAAGUACAAUUAACUUUUUUUGCGAAAGAUUUUCGGAAAUAACUUGAUGUAGACAUAUAUGUAAGAUGUAAUUAUCGGCGUGUAAGAUGUGAUUAUCAACAUGCAAGAUGUGAUAAUUGACAUGUAAGAUGUGAUUAUAGACAUGUAAAUUGUGAUUGUCGACAUGUAAGUUGUGAUUGUCGACAUGUAAGAAGUGAUUAUCGACAUGUAAGAUGUGAUUAUUGACAUGUAAGAUGUGAUUGUCGACAUGUAAUAUCUAUGUGAUUAUCGACGUGUAAGAUGUGAUUAUCGACGUGUAAGAAGUGAUUAUCGACAUGUAAGAUGUGAUUAUCGACGUGUAAGAUGUGAUUAUAGAUAUGUAAGAUGUGAUUAUCGACGUGUAAGAUGUGAUUAUCGACGUGUAAGAAGUGAUUAUCGACAUGUAAGAUGUGAUUGUCGACAUGUAAGAUGUGAUUGUCGACAUGUAAUAUCUAUGUGAUUAUCGACGUGUAAGAUGUGAUUAUCGACAUGUAAGAUGUGAUUAUCAACAUGUAAGAUGUGAUUAUCGACAUGUAAGAAGUGAUUGUCGACAUGUAAGAAGUGAUUAUCGACAUGUAAGAUGUGAUUAUCGACAUGUAAGAUAUAAUUAUCAGAUGUCUAGAAAUGACAUAGUAAAACGAUUGUGAUUAUAGUGAACUUAAUUAUACUUGCAUUUACAAUAUAUUUUAUAAAGAUCUAAAACAACUUGACUUUUCUUGUAGAUUUUUUUUGUGUGGAUAUCUUUUUUAUAUUACAAUACUUAAUUAUUCAAGAUAAUAAAAAUACCGUUGU
Molecule: messenger RNA, 3855 nt
Organism: Ruditapes philippinarum (Manila clam)
Lineage: Eukaryota; Metazoa; Mollusca; Bivalvia; Venerida; Veneridae
Product: nose resistant to fluoxetine protein 6-like
Exons: 1
Coding region: 138-2450 (770 amino acids)
Molecular function (GO): acyltransferase activity, transferring groups other than amino-acyl groups
Source: RefSeq, a predicted model, not a curated record